GAACAGGUGUGAGCAACAGAACCCUGGCUGAUGGAGAACAUAGUGCGCUUCUUAAUCAUCCUCUCCACUGUUUCCAGUAACAAUGACAAUGACCUGGACUGGAACUUUUGCGGCACAUGGCACCAUGGCAACAACCCCCUGAGCCUGAACCUCAACAUCUCUACUGGCUGUAAAGGAAUCUCCAUUUCAGCCAAUGAGAGCUUUCUGUCCAUCAACGGGCAGAUCACAGCCCAGUGUAGGAGAUCUGAAGUGAUUACCUUCAAGCACCUUGGACUUGAGUCAGGGGAGGACAUCAAGUUCUGUCUGGACUGGGAGCCACUGCUGGACCAGUUAAUGCUGACAGUAGGAGAGGAGAAGCUUAUUCUGUGCUCACCUGCAAGCCUGCAGGGUAACUGCUGCACUGACCUGAGUGAUGGCCAAAACACACAAGAAGCAGACUACGGCAUCCUCAAUACCGAGAUUAAUCAUGAUUUCAUCACCGACAAAACACGGAUGGCGUACAACUUUCAAGCAAAUUCCACCAACUACACAGAAUUAUGUGAACAGGCGAAACGGGAAUCCGGCCCCAACAAGUGUGCUGAGCCUCCAUACGCUCACAAAUCUGAUGUGAUGAAGGAAGAUUUCAAAGGCCACAGCGUCACAUCACCUGCAAUGGACUUGACAGGUAUACCAGCAAUGGCUGGUAGACCUGUCAAGUCCAAUAUCACUGUCCACCUCCCUGCUGCCUUAAAACAAGCUGCGAAAAAUGUUAACAAUGUAGCCUGCACUUUCUUCAAGAACAUCUCCCUGUUACAGGAGGCUCACAAAACUGCCAAGCCUAUCAAUGAUGUGGUGGAAAUCACGGUGGAGAACGAGAUCAUCAGAAAUCUGCCUGAACCCAUUAGGAUAGAUUUUUACCAUGAAGCCGUAUCUGAAAGCUAUUUAAGGACAUGUGUUUCUUGGGACACUAGAAAAGAUUCUCUGCAGGUGAACUGGUCAAAUGAUGGAUGUGAGACACAACAGAAAGGGGAAAACCACACUGUGUGUCUGUGUAACCAUACAGCUUACUUCACUGUCCUGGUGGACCUGAAGCCUCGAUCAGUGUGCCAGCCCCUGGAACUCACUGCUAUUCGAUAUGUAGGCUGUGCUGUAUCUAUGAUCAGCAGUUUUGCUCUUAUAAUUUAUCUUGGCAGAAAAAAGGUUUGGUAAGCAAGAAGUGCUGUUUGUUGACAUCAUGCAGCACCCUUCACUCUACCUGAGGAACAGGUACCUGGCCACAGGAAAGACUUCAGCUUCAAAUCAUAAUCCAACUACUCCCACAGUUAACUAUGAAGAAAACUUCAUGGUUAACUGUGUAUUAUGCAGCAUUUUAGAGGCAAACAGUUUAUUUAUAUGUACAGCAGUAUGACUCUUUCUUUAUCUCAUACCAACUGUUGCACCUGUGUUUCAGUUUGGAUCUCAUAUCCAGUAGAUGUUCUUGUACACUGUGUCAUCUUUAUAAAGUCUCACAAUCCAGCUUGUCACUUCAGCGUUUUCAGCAUACCAAAUCUAAGUGAUCUGCAAUUUUAUACAAGCUGGAACAGCUGAGGUAGGUUUUGUUGCACACAGGUGAAACAGCUGUGGUCAAAGGUUUUGGUUUAAGUGUCACUAAUGCCAAAAAAUGUAUUUAUUUGCCAUUAAAAGUCUUGAAUGAAUAAAUGAAUGAAUUGCU
Messenger RNA from Maylandia zebra (zebra mbuna), 1690 nucleotides. Its product is annotated as adhesion G-protein coupled receptor G1-like. Gene Ontology annotation, biological process: adenylate cyclase-activating G protein-coupled receptor signaling pathway. Gene Ontology annotation, molecular function: G protein-coupled receptor activity. NCBI's taxonomy places the organism in Eukaryota, Metazoa, Chordata, Actinopteri, Cichliformes, Cichlidae. Gene Ontology annotation, cellular component: plasma membrane. The record is from RefSeq and is a predicted model, not a curated record.